Molecule: messenger RNA, 2572 nt
Organism: Entelurus aequoreus (snake pipefish)
Lineage: Eukaryota; Metazoa; Chordata; Actinopteri; Syngnathiformes; Syngnathidae
Product: gastrula zinc finger protein XlCGF57.1-like
Exons: 4
Coding region: 1-1539 (512 amino acids)
Biological process (GO): regulation of transcription by RNA polymerase II
Molecular function (GO): DNA-binding transcription factor activity; RNA polymerase II cis-regulatory region sequence-specific DNA binding
Source: RefSeq, a predicted model, not a curated record
AUGGACGGAGUCACAGAAUUGGCCAAUAAAAGGCUGUUAAACAGAAUCAGCGCCGGAGAGAAAAAGACGAAAUAUGAAGAUGUUCAGCAGCUGAUUGGUCAUCCAGAAGGGGGGAGCUCCACUUUGAAGCAGGAGACUCCACAACCACCCUGCAUUAAAAAGGAAGAGGAGGAACUCUGCAUCACUCAGGAGGGAGAGUGUCUUCUAGGACCACAGGAGGCUGAUCUCACCAAGUUGCCACUGACUGUUGUCUCUGUGAAGACUGAAGAAGAUGAAGAGAAACCACAAGUAGACAACCUCUUAGCUCCACUAUCAGAUAGUGAGCCUGAAGACGAGGUUGAAGAACCUUUGAGCAGCGAUACAGACUGUGAAGGUGAUAUGAGGACUCACACGGACAUCAAACACUCUGAACCCUCUAAAAAGAAGAGAGACGUCCAGCAGCUGAUUGGUCAUCCAGAAGUACUUCCCCCUCAGUCAGGGGGGAGCUCCACUUUGAAACAUGAGACUCCGAAUCCACCCCACAUUAAAAAGGAAGAGGAGGAACUCUGGAUCACACAAGAGGAAGCUGAUCUCACCAAGUUACCACUGACUGUUGUCUCUGUGAAGACUGAAGAUGAUGAAGAGAAACCACAAGUAGACAACCUCUUAGCUCCACUAUCAGAUAGUGACACUGAAGAUGAUGUUGAAGAACCUUUGAGCAGCGAUACAGACUGUGAAGGUGAUAUGAGGACUCACACUGACAACAAACACUCUGAAUGCUCUACAAAGAAGAAAAGCAAAACAGGUUUGAGCUGCUCAGUUUGUGCUGAAAGUUUUACUAAAGGGAGUCUCUUGACUCAACACAUGAGAACGCACACAGGGAAAAAAAAAUUUUAUUGCGCAGAUUGCGGUAAAAUCUUUGUUUCCAGACAAUGUUUAACACGGCACAUGAGAACACACACUGGACUCAAACCAUAUAAUUGUUUAGUUUGUGGUAAAAGCUUUACUAGAAACACCUACAUGACUCAACACAUGAGAACACACACAGGGGAGAAACCAUUUAACUGUUCAAUUUGCGGUAAAAGAUUUUCUCGAAACAGCUACUUGACUCCACACAUGAGAACGCACACAGGCGAGAAACCAUUUAACUGUUCAGUUUGUGGUAAAAAGUUUUCUAUUAAUAACCGUUUGACUGAACACAUGCGAACGCACACAGGAGAAAAAACAUUUAGUUGCUCAGUUUGUGGUAAAAUCUUUGUUUCCAGACAAGGUUUGACUCGACACCUAAUGACGCACAGUGGACUGAAACCAUUUAAUUGUUCAGUUUGCGGCAAAGGAUUUUCUCGAAAUAGCUAUUUGACUCAACACAUGAGAUUACACACAGGAGAAAAAACUUUUAACUGUUCGAUUUGUGGUAAAGGCUUUUCUUUCAAGAGCAAUUUGACUGAACACAUGAAAAAACACAGCAAAGAAAGGACAUUUAGUUGUUCAGUCUGCGGCAAAAGAUUCCAUCGUAAUUCAGACGCAGUAAAACACAUAAGGACACACAAGAGAAAAUAACCAAUUAGCUGUUUAGUUUGUGUCAUGUUGCUCAUAUGUGGCGACAUCCACCCAAACCCAGGACCUCCUCAAAAUAAAUUCACUGCUUCUUCCACAAAUAUUUGCGGUAUUUGAACAAAUUGGGAUUAUCUGGAGCAUAAUCUUGUCUUCUGUGUAUCUGAAACUUUCCUGAAUAGUAAGAUAGAUUAUGCUUGUAGUGCUUGGUUACUUCUUUUCAGACCUGAUGAGUCUAGCUGGGGAAGAACUGUAGUCUUCUUCAGUGAUACUUUUACCGCCUCCAGAAUGUCUGACUUUGAACACCAACAACAUGAAUUGAAUAGCCUGAGGCCUCAUUGUGUGGCAAAACAACAAAAAAAUGUUGUACGCACAAAAACUGUAGAUGUACUAAAGUGUGUGCACGGAUUAAUCAACGAUCAUCAAUCAAUGUGAAAUUGACACUCCGUGUCCACGCCCCCGUUUAAUUAAAUCAUAUUUAAAUUAGCCAUGCGUCUGAGAUCUCCCACUCUGCACAGUCAGAAAACACAAAAAUAAUGAGCAAGACGGUGAAAAAGGAGAAUUUCACCGACAGUGAGUUGGAGCCUUCCCGGUAAGGUAUAUUCAGGUGUGCUGGAGAGGAGGCUACGCCGGAUAGUCGAACCUCGGAUUCAGGAGGAACAGUGUGGUUUUCGUCCUGGUCGUGGAACUGUGGACCAGCUCUAUACUCUCGGCAGGGUCCUUGAGGGUGCAUGGGAGUUUGCCCAACCAGUCUACAUGUGCUUUGUGGACUUGGAGAAGGCAUUUGACCGUGGGGGAGUGCUCAGAGAGUAUGGGGUAUCGGACUGUCUGAUUGUGGCGGUCCGCUCCCUGUAUAAUCAGUGUCAGAGCUUGGUCCGCAUUGCCGGCAGUAAGUCGGACACUUUUCCAGUGAGGGUUGGACUCCGCCAAGGCUGUCCUUUGUCACCGAUCCUGUUCAUAACUUUUAUGGACAGAAUUUCUAGGCGCAGUCAAGGCGUUGAGGCGAUCCGGUUUGGUGGCUGCAGGAUUAGGUCUCUGC